This is a messenger RNA of Cercopithifilaria johnstoni, 417 nucleotides long. The record is from the annotation of a GenBank genome assembly. Lineage: Eukaryota; Metazoa; Nematoda; Chromadorea; Rhabditida; Onchocercidae.
AUGGACUAUAUCAUAUUUACGGCUUGGAAUAUAAUGCUUCUGAUUGCAGCAGUUAUUGUUUAUACCGGAUGUCGACGGUCUUAUUCCAUAUAUUUCUUUGAGCGUGAUAUAAAAAAAGUCGUAUUCCUAGGAAAUGAAGGCGCAGUUGCCACCCCAAUAGUGCUGUCAGUUUUGUUGAUUAUCUUACAUCAUACUUUAAAACUGUCUGAUGAUAAUGAUAUGAAAGAAAAAGUGACAAAACAAAAACGACCCAAGUUACGAACAACAAGUAUAUCAUAUCAACUAAUGGAAAAAACACCUACAAAAUUGGAAGAUAUUUCAGAAUCAGCUGUUCCAGACAGUAAAUUUUUUCACUAUCAUGAAACAUUAAUCGUAAUUUGUAUUGUUGCUCAUUUUGAAAAUUUUUUAAAUUCCUAA